Molecule: messenger RNA, 603 nt
Organism: Drosophila nasuta
Lineage: Eukaryota; Metazoa; Arthropoda; Insecta; Diptera; Drosophilidae
Gene: ND-13B
Product: NADH dehydrogenase (ubiquinone) subunit ND-13B
Exons: 3
Coding region: 138-512 (124 amino acids)
Biological process (GO): respiratory electron transport chain
Cellular component (GO): respiratory chain complex I
Source: RefSeq, a predicted model, not a curated record
CUGGUGUAAAUUAGUAUAUACCGCAAUUGCAACUUUCCGUCACGCUGCAGCCCUGGUUGUUAUUCUAAAGGCAAUAGUUGCCGUUGAUUUUUGCUGUAAAUUUAUUAUUUCAUUUUAGCACUAUUUCAAUAAACAACAUGGCCAAGAUAAUUAAAGCAUCCACAGGAUUAACUGGUCUGGCGGUGGCCACCAAUCCACACCACACACUAAGCGCGCUGUAUGGCAAGAUUUUGCGUGCCGUUGCCAAAAUGCCACAAGAUGCCAGCUACCGUAAAAACACCGAGCAGCUGGUCAAGCAGCGUGCUGAUGCUGUGGCCAAGAAUAAGGACAUUGGCGCCUUGGAGAAGGCUGUGGGCUGCGGCCAAGUGGAGGAACUGAUUGUCCAGGCUGAGAACGAAUUGAUACUGGCGCGCAAAAUGCUCGGCUGGAAGCCAUGGGAGAAACUGGUGCAGCCUGUGCCAGCCAAGCAAUGGGAUUGGCCACCAGCACAAAUCAUGGAGCCCCGAGUCUAAGCAUGCAAUUAUAGUUACGUCCCCUUAGAAGACCUUGUUGAUAGCAGAAUGUAAAAAGUAGCCUGCAAUAAAAAGCAAAGGCCGAAUUCAA